AUGGCACGCCCUUCAGUGCAGGCGUUGCCUCCCACGAUUUCGCGGAUAUGUCGCCAAUGUCGGACUCAGAAGAUUCUGGCGCGAGCUCACCCUCAAUGGCUCCAACCGACGAUACAGCGUCAAACGUUCAUCACGACGAAAAAGCUGUCUGUUGAGACUCAGAUCCGUGCCGCGCCGGAGAUAGACCUCGAUGAGUCUCAAUCAAUACCGGCUCGGAUCCUCCCACGCUCGCCCUCCUAUUUCACAGCAUCUCCGGUUUUCAACGAUCACCUUUUGAUGCUACAAUCUCUUGUCAAGAAGCAUGCAUCGCUACCUACUGCUCCUCCGGAUCAGAUACCCCGUCCUGUGUGGUUGAGGUUGAACCAAUAUCGAAGCUCGACUGGAGAGCAAGUGGCUGCCUCGAAGUACUCCAAGGUGCUGCUUCUCUUAACGCGGCUGAACAAGAUACACCCCAGAAUCUGCCCCAAAGAAGUCAAGCAAAUACUUUCUCGCUUCAGGCGGCCCGGAUCAGAAGCGAUACAGAAAGCCAAGCCUGGAACAAUCGAUGAAUAUGGAAGGUCGACGGGUAUAGGAAGGAGAAAGGAGUCUUCCGCAAAGGUCUAUCUAGUGGAGGGCACGGGAGAAGUGCUAGUCAAUGGAAACAGUAUCGUGCAGGCGUUCCCGCGGGUCCAUGAUAGGGAGAGCGCAUUAUGGGCGUUGAAGAUCACACAACGGAUGGACAAGUACAACGUCUUUGCGUUGGUAUCUGGUGGCGGAGUUACGGGCCAGGCCGAAUCCGUCACAUUGGCCCUUGCCAAGGCACUGCUGGUACACGAACCGGCUCUCAAACCGGCUCUACGACGAGCCGGCUGUGUUACUUCGGAUCCCAGACGUGUCGAGCGGAAGAAGCCUGGUCGCCUCAAGGCCCGAAAGAGACCUACGUGGGUCAAACGGUGA
Cladophialophora yegresii CBS 114405 is the source of this 936-nucleotide messenger RNA. RefSeq lists its product as uncharacterized. Gene Ontology annotation, molecular function: RNA binding; structural constituent of ribosome. Gene Ontology annotation, biological process: translation. The coding region runs from base 1 to 936 and encodes 311 amino acids. The transcript is spliced from 2 exons. NCBI's taxonomy places the organism in Eukaryota, Fungi, Ascomycota, Eurotiomycetes, Chaetothyriales, Herpotrichiellaceae. The record is from RefSeq and is a predicted model, not a curated record. Gene Ontology annotation, cellular component: ribosome; mitochondrial small ribosomal subunit.